GAAUAAAGAGACAGCCACGCCAUCGUACAUCUCCUCCUCAAUGCCCUCUGGGAUCGGCUCUAGGUUCAUCUGUCUGUUCACCUACGGACAGCAAAAAGGAAAACAACGCUAUCCGCUCAGCAUUGACGCUGAGUGGGGAGGGAUAUUAAAUAAAGUCUUUUUUUUGGGAAGGUGAGAGCCGUCUUUAUUUGUGCCUUCUUAAAUUUCACACAAAGGCCGUGUGCUCUGAUUUUGAGGGGAGAAGGGAUCGUCAUCAUUUCUAUACUCCGUAUUAGGUUCUGCUGCGACAAUACCAUCCUCUGCUAAGUGACGAUGGCACAAGGCUCCUUUACUCCGACAACAAAGAGGUACGCGGUUGUCACCGGAUCAAACAAAGGGAUCGGGUUUGAAGUUUGUAGGCAGUUGGCUUCUAGUGGGAUUUUUGUGGUUCUAACUGCGAGAGAUGAAAAGAAGGGACUUGAAGCUCUUCAAAAGCUUAAGGAUUGUGGCGUCUCCGGCGACUUACUCGGUUUCCAUCAGCUUGAUGUGGUAGACCCUCACAGUGUUGCUAAUUUAGCUGAUUUUGUCAAAAUCCAUUUUGGAAAACUGGAUAUUUUGGUGAACAAUGCUGGCAUUUCUGGAAUAGUAUAUACACCUGAUAAUUUUCGAAGAGGUGUUGAGCUCAGUGGAGAUUGGCCAGAUGGAAAGGAAGUUCGUUGGAAUGAAAUGGUGAGUCAGAAUUUGGACUUAGCCGAACAAUGCCUCAAAACAAACUACUAUGGUGCAAAAGGAAUGGUCGAGGCACUUGCUCCCCUGCUGCAGUCAUCUGAUUCUGCAACCAUAGUCAAUGUUUCAUCGGGAUUGGGUCUGUUGAAGAACAUACCCAACCAAUGGGCAAAAGGGCUGUUGAGUGAUGCUGAAAACCUCUCAGAAGAGAGAGUGGAUGAAGUGGGGAAGCAAUUUCUGAAGGAUUUCAAGGAAGGGUUGCUAGAAGCCAAUGGGUGGCCACAAUAUUUCUCAACCUACAUCGUUGCAAAAGCGUGUAUGAAUGCCUACACAAGGGUUCUGGCGAAAAAACAUCCCAGCUUUCGCAUCAAUGUUGUAGCUCCCGGGUUUUGCAAGACUGACAUAACCCUCAAUCUUGGUUCUUUAACUGCGGCGCAAGGAGCCGAGUAUGUUGUGAGGGCAGCACUGCUGCCUAAGGAUGGUCCUUCUGGCUGUUUGUUCAAUAUGCAAGAAAUGUCAUCUUUCUGAAAAAUCAUUGAGUGUGACACGAAAACUAUGUACUAGUUUAUAAUUCCCUGUGUUAUGUAGAGACAUCUUUGUCCUUUGUGAAUAAAGCGAAGUGUUAUUC
Molecule: messenger RNA, 1333 nt
Organism: Cuscuta campestris
Lineage: Eukaryota; Viridiplantae; Streptophyta; Magnoliopsida; Solanales; Convolvulaceae
Source: the annotation of a GenBank genome assembly